Molecule: messenger RNA, 1562 nt
Organism: Colletotrichum phormii
Lineage: Eukaryota; Fungi; Ascomycota; Sordariomycetes; Glomerellales; Glomerellaceae
Product: putative mitotic and DNA damage checkpoint protein hus1
Exons: 2
Coding region: 457-1359 (300 amino acids)
Biological process (GO): nucleotide-excision repair; mitotic DNA replication checkpoint signaling; meiotic DNA integrity checkpoint signaling
Cellular component (GO): checkpoint clamp complex; nucleolus; site of double-strand break
Source: RefSeq, a predicted model, not a curated record
GUGCCUCCCCGCCCUGUAACCACAACCCACACCCUUCGCCAGUCAACUGCAGCCGGGGGUUCUCUUUCUGUGUUGUGUCUCCCUGUUCUUAUAAGGUUUUCCCUGUACGGACGGACGGACGGCCAUCUCUUUGAGAGAUCGAGAUUUCGAAAAUGCGAUUCAAGACGGAGCUCAAAAACAUCCGUACCUUUUCCAGUGCGUUUGACCCCACAACCCCCAUGCCUGCCUGUUUGCCCGCCCGCCCGCCGGCUUUGCUACGUCCUCGGGUUCGCUUGUUGACUCUCUCGCCGUUCCCUUCGCUUUACAGAGCUCACCGCUGCUCUCAAUUCGCUCGAGAAGAUCGCAUGGGUUCGCCUAGACGAUGAAACGGCGCGCUUCACCGUCAUUCCCGACACGGGUUCUCAAGUCUGGUCGUAAGAUUGCUGCACUCUGGCUCUGGUAGCGUGUUCGGAAGCUAUGGUUACUGAAUCAUGGCCCAGUUCUCUACCCAUGGACUUCAUCUUUGACAGCUAUCACAUCCAAUCCGCCGAAGAGCACAACACCAUCAAUCUAGAGCUGCCACUGCAACCCCUUCAACGUGCUCUACGUUCUGCGCUCAACAGCACCUCCGCCUCGCUGCGACUGACCAAGAAGGAUGGAAUUCCUGUGCUGUCCAUGACGAUCACGACCACGACGAACGCCUCCUCGGGAUCAGGUCUCCCGGGCCGCAAUGCCGCCUACGCUGGCCUCGAAAACGACCCUUUUGACGAGGACGACCAGGGAUUCGCAGCUGAGCAUCUAGAGACGUCUCUGCGCCGCGAGCGCGAGAAGAUCAUCACCCAGGACAUCCCCGUGCGGGUGCUGCAUCCAGAGACGGUAGAGACAAUCAUGCAGCCCACGGUGCGCGAGACAGACGUGCACAUCACCAUGCCGCCUCUGCUCCAGCUCAAGGCCAUCUCGGACCGCUUCACCAAGCUCGCCGUCUCGUCCGGCACAAACUCCCGCGUGAGUCCUAAGCUAGAGCUCAGCGCCAACAUGUUUGGUAACCUGAAGCUGCGGAUCGCCACCGAGGCCGUCGACGUCUCGAGUACUUGGUCCGGGCUCGUCAAUCCGGAGCUGGACCCUACGCAGCUGGAGAUGCCCGUUGAUGAGCACCCGAGCGUCAAGUUCAAGGAAGGCGGGCCGGAGAAGUGGGCGACGGUGAGGGUGGAUGGCAAGGACUGGAGUCGAGUGUUGAGUGUAGGGAGGCUCGAGGGGAGGGUUGUUGCUGCUUUUGCUGACGACCAUGCUUUGAUUCUGUACGUCUACGUGCCGCAGUAUGAUGAUGCUACUGCAGACGACGCCGUACUCACUUACUACGUGACAUCGUUCAGCGCUUAAGCUGUGUUUACGAUUUUGUACUGUCAAUGACGGGAUUGGAGUUAUUCGGGACUGGCGUUCAGGUUGAUGAAAAAUAGGUACAGUGAGGUAGAUGUCGGCAUUUAUUUCAGCCUCAAGGGCUGGAUCAAUCCGCAGACCAGGUUGAAGUUGAGUCAUAAAAUGGGAUUCUAUCUUCGCAAAGUCACUAGUCAAAACGUCUCUGU